AUGGCUCACUUCCUGUCCGGUGUUCCAGCAGCGCCUCAAACACCCACGGGGGCAGGCCAUCGCCUUUGCUGCCAAGUAAUGUAUUUACCUCAGACUGCCCAACGAUCGUCUUCUGCUCUCUUCUGCCCUUCCCCCACUCUUCCACGGCUCAAGAUACCUCAUCGUUUGGCUCUGUGUUCGCAAGCACUCAGCAGCGCAGCAUCAAGAAGAAGAUGGCCAACCACUCAGGUUGGCUCACAGCACUUGUUGCUUUUUCAAUAUGGAACCACUACCACUGGUAUGAUGAGUACGAAAACCGUCGCAGGCGCUACGAGCACCAAUUUAUGUACCUUCUGUUCCGGAACGACAUCCAACGCCAGCGGUGCCACGCCCGAGGUCACACAGGUAGUUACCACCAGAGAAGUUAAGCCGAGUGCUCCACCAAGCAAUGCUCCGGAAAGCGUCAAGCCUAGCAGUCUAGCAAGUUCCAACACCAGUGCUUCAAUAAGCAGUGCGUCGGGAAGUGUGAGGCAUAGCGCUUUAAGACGUGGCAAUUCCAGCACUACAGGAAGCAGUAGUUCCAGCAUGACAGGAAAUGGCAUCCUCACUCGAACUAGCACAGCGCGUGCCUCGACAACAAAACAAGCGUCGCUGGCGAGCCCAACUCAGUCAAGUCCCAUCUUCUCUUCGUCGGCCGGAUUACUAUCGAUUCCCAGCACUGGGGGACCGACUUCUUCACCUCCAAAUGGUCUCAAUCCCACAUCCUCAGGUUCAUCAACAAGCACACGGCCCAGUCCCUCUUUUCUGGCUAAAACAUUGUCGACUACCAGCUCUGGGCAAUCGGCCGCUGCAACGUCUUCCAUUGGACCAGAUCCCACGUCUACGGCUUCAGAACCAAGCCCACAACCCAGUGCCUCUUCUUCGGCCGGAGAGUCUUCGAGUUUCGGGACUGCAGGAGCGACAGCUUCUAGCGUUGAAGGGCCAUCGGGCUCCAAUGGCUUGUAA
This is a messenger RNA of Paraphaeosphaeria sporulosa, 984 nucleotides long. RefSeq lists its product as uncharacterized. Bases 1 to 984 code for a protein of 327 amino acids. The transcript has 3 exons. The record is from RefSeq and is a predicted model, not a curated record. Lineage: Eukaryota; Fungi; Ascomycota; Dothideomycetes; Pleosporales; Didymosphaeriaceae.